AAUCGACUUUUUCUUGAACACCGCGAAGAAGGAAGUAAAGUAGUAAACCACAUUCAAUCAGUGAGCCAACAUCAUUUCUGGCAAAGAUGAGCGAAGCUCCGUCACUAUAUAAUCUCUGCCUAGACUCAAUCAAAGAUAUCAUCCUGUUCGGUGAUGAUGAUUUAUCCAGUCUGUAUCAGCUUCCAACCGAAAUUAUCGAUUGCUUGAUUCCGCGAUUACCGGCUCUCGCGUUGCAGAAGUUUCAAGAUGCAUUACCACUGAAUUAUGGGAACGAACAUGAAGUUGCCUCUGGAAGCCAGAGAAAGCGUAAAAGAUGCGAGAACUUCGAGACUGCGUGGAUGACAUUAUAUAAGUCACGUUUCUCUGAUUUCCGACGUCUAAAACCUGAGACCUGCCACUACUGCCAUGCAAAAAGAGUUGGGAUUCAUGAUUCCGGAAACAAGUGGCAGGGUCGGUACUGGAACUCACAUAUACAAAAGUGCCUGUCUGUGGCGGCAGAGAAAGCUGUUCUUCCUUAUUUUGAUGGCUGUCUUGGUGAAAUCAAAAUUCCUGAUACCAUUUUGUUAUCUAUGGGUUAUAAGCAGUGUGGAAGUUAUUUAGAAGUUGACUACUCAAAACUGGCUUAUCACUGCCAACAUUUUGGUUUAUAUGCCAGGCGUCUGACACUUCACAACGUGCUUUUACAGACAGAAACUUGUCAUUUGUUGAGAAACAGUAAAUUGGAAGAACUGGUGGUGCAAUGGAUAAAGUCCAAGGAACAGGUUGAAGGAGUAUGCAAACUUUUGAGUCAGAAUGUUGAAACAUUGUCCUCCCUUCACUUUAACCAUUGCAAGCUUUCUGCGGAGUUUGUCAAUGCAAUAUGUGAUUCACUAUUCCUGAAGGAUAUUCCAACGCAUAGAAUUCAACAUUUUACAGUUAAUACGUCAAGACUUCUUGAAUUUAAUUCUAUUUCCAUACCUACUGGAUUGAAGUCUUUAUUAUCAUCAGCAAGGUGUUUGUGUACAGCAGAUUUUCGUGAUAGCGAGUUACGACAGAAUUCUGCUAGAACGGUUUUCAGUGCACUCUUUGAUGCCUCAUCUAAUAUAGCUUUUCUGGACCUUUCAGAAAACAACAUUUCUGGCUGGCUUUCUCAUUUCAAAUGGAAACCUUCAAGUCAAUUACAUUUAAAUCCAGAGAUAUGUGCAUUGAAGUCAUUGCGCGUGCUCAAACUAAGGGGAAGUAAUCUACAGAAAGAUGAUGCAGACUGUCUUAACUAUGCUUUGUUUCAUAUGCCUAACUUGGAAACACUUGAUUUAUGUGACAACCCAAUAGCAGAUGAUGGAAUUAUGACUUUAAUGCCGUACUUUACCAGGAUGGCUGAGAGGGUCACCCCCUUUGUUGAUUUGAAUUUGGAAGAGUGUAAGCUUACAUUUAAUGGAGUUAAAACCUUGUUGCAAGUUCUUUCAUCUUUCAAAAAGCCGCUGAAUUCUCUUCGCAUCGGAGACAAUAAUCUUGGCAGUGAAGUGGGGGUACAAUUAGGUAAAUUUAUAUGCACGGGUAUAAAAGAACUUCAUUUUCAUGAUAUUGGGAUCAACUCAUCUGGUUUUUUGAAAGCACAAGAGCAAAUUACGGAAGGGGUGAAGCUUGUUUUCAUCAAUAUUAGAGGAAAUUCUGGUGGUGUGGGAGCUGCAAAAUUUAUAUCAAAGCUCAUUAUAUCUGCCCCUGAACUAGUCAAAAUUGAUGCAAGUUACAAUGUUUUGCCUGCUGAAGCUGUGUCUAUCAUCAGCUCUUCUCUGGAAACUGCAAAAGGUACGCUUCAGCAUUUAGACCUGACAGGAAAUGCAUUGUGCAGUCAACCAGCUAGCAUAGCAAUGCUCAAGAAUGUAGGGAGUGGACAUAUCGAUAUAGUCUGGCCUAUGCCCAACUCAAGUGCACAGUUUCAAUAUGAUGAUGAUCCUUAAACGUUGCUCUUCACUUGCCUACAGAUGGAGCAUCAUCUGCCAUGGCUUCCCUAUGCAUACAGCUUUCUAUUAAAAGAGUAGGAGUAAUAGUCAUAUGUUACCCUGUAUUUCUGUAUUACAUGUUAGCAUUGUAUAUUAGGUGGAUACUAUGGGCCUUACCAGUUCACCUGGGUUUAAUAUCUUGGGGGAGUUUUGAGGAAAUUGUACUGAACAAGACUACAAGAGUGGCUAAUCAUGUAUUUCUGUAUUUUAUUUUAAUGCUCCCUUGCUGUGUCAA
This is a messenger RNA of Daucus carota subsp. sativus, 2217 nucleotides long. RefSeq lists its product as uncharacterized. Lineage: Eukaryota; Viridiplantae; Streptophyta; Magnoliopsida; Apiales; Apiaceae. The coding region runs from base 87 to 1940 and encodes 617 amino acids. The transcript is spliced from 17 exons. The record is from RefSeq and is a predicted model, not a curated record. Gene Ontology annotation, molecular function: protein binding.